AUGCAUCCAAGACCCCAUGCGGAUGACUGGGUCAGGGACAAGAACCUUCCCAUCGUUCACAAGGUUAUCAAGGUGCUCAACCUCUUGCCCCUAGCUAGUGAGGAUGUCCGUCGAACAGAGCUUACUGACCCUGUGCCUUGGUUUAGUGAGCUGAACCAGGCCCUGUUUUUACUUCCAUUUGCCGUGUUGCCCUAUGCCAUCCGCACUCUAUAUUAUAACUACGUAUCACACGAGCUCCCAGGUCGAUGCGCCAUGUGGGGUUGUCUGUUUGUAUAUACCAUGACAUUUGGUGUGUAUUGGAUACACUUUCUUCGGCACCUUUCCAAGAAGUAUGGCUACUUUCAUGGUGCUCGUGGCCGUGAUACUAUCCCAUUCUCCGAAGUCAACAAGAUUGCCAAAGAAAUACUGGGGGCCGUUCUUCUUCGUUCAGCUUUGGUUGUCUACUCGUCGUACGAUCCACAUGCGGCACCGUCGCUAUCGAUUUGGACCCCGCUACAGCUAUUUUUCUUCACGGUCGUGGAUGACUUUUACUACUACUGGCUUCAUCGUGUCUGUCACGAGACGGAGAGUGCGUGGAAGCUGCACAGACUACAUCACACGACCAAGGCUCCGACACUAUUGCUCCUGGGGUAUGCAGAUGAUAUCCAGGAGUGCUUUGAUCUGUUUCUGGUGCCUCUUGCUACCUGGCUCACAUUCCCGAUUCCAUUUGAUGCGUUUGUGAUUUGGAUGCUGAUUCACGUUUCCAUUCAAGUGGUGGGCCACAGUGGUAUUCGUCUUCACCACGGCACGCUUCUCACAGGACCUUACUUGACUCCUUUUGGCGCUGAAAUUGUAACGGAAGACCACGACUUACACCACCGUCACGGAUGGCGCGAGUCCUACAACUAUGGUAAGCAGAGCCGUCUUUGGGAUGGGCUAUUCGGCACCAAGGGAGAACGCAUCGAGGGCCACAGUGGCAACAUUGACCGCACGCGAUUUAUUUAUUGA
This is a messenger RNA of Malassezia restricta, 987 nucleotides long. RefSeq names its product fatty acid hydroxylase. The record is from RefSeq and is a predicted model, not a curated record. The transcript has a single exon. Gene Ontology annotation, molecular function: iron ion binding; C-4 methylsterol oxidase activity. Lineage: Eukaryota; Fungi; Basidiomycota; Malasseziomycetes; Malasseziales; Malasseziaceae. Gene Ontology annotation, biological process: ergosterol biosynthetic process. Bases 1 to 987 code for a protein of 328 amino acids.